ACUCCCACUACCACAGUCCACAAGUCUUAUCCUUCCAUUCCAAGUACCAACCACCACACACAUCACCCCAACCCCAUCUUAGAAACACUCUGUUCCAAAACAUGGCAACACUUCAGUUCACAUCCUUCUCUCUUUUCAGACCGAAGAAGCACCCCACCACCACCACCCUCUCCUCCACUUUUCAGCUCAACACUCUGCCACGCCUAGCUUCACACAAAUCACCAUCACUAACCGUGAGGUCCUACAAAGUGGUGAUCGAGCACGAGGGUCAAACUACCCAGCUCGAAGUUGAACCUGACGAGACCAUUCUUUCCAAGGCAUUGGACUCUGGCCUGUCUGUGCCUUAUGACUGCAAUCUCGGUGUCUGCAUGACUUGCCCUGCUCGUCUUCUCAGUGGAUCUGUUGACCAGAGCGAUGGAAUGCUCAGUGAUGAUGUUGUGGAGCGUGGCUAUGCACUCAUGUGUGCUUCCUACCCUCGUUCUGAUUGUCAUGUUAGGAUUAUUCCAGAGGAUGAGUUACUCUCCUUGCAGUUAGCCACUGCCAAUGACUGAUAUAAAUUUGGGUUUUCAAUGUAAUGCAAUGUAAUUCUAUGCUGCCAUUGAGUCUUUUCUUGUUUCUUAUAAUUGAUUCAUUGCUGCUGUCUCUCUGGUUUAAUACUUAAUUCAAUUAUGUGGCUGCUUUUCAUCUAUGCAUCAA
This is a messenger RNA of Lotus japonicus, 696 nucleotides long. Its product is annotated as ferredoxin C 1, chloroplastic. The transcript has a single exon. Lineage: Eukaryota; Viridiplantae; Streptophyta; Magnoliopsida; Fabales; Fabaceae. Gene Ontology annotation, molecular function: iron-sulfur cluster binding. The record is from RefSeq and is a predicted model, not a curated record. Bases 102 to 551 code for a protein of 149 amino acids.